This is a messenger RNA of Aureobasidium subglaciale EXF-2481, 2928 nucleotides long. RefSeq lists its product as uncharacterized. Gene Ontology annotation, molecular function: protein binding. The transcript has a single exon. NCBI's taxonomy places the organism in Eukaryota, Fungi, Ascomycota, Dothideomycetes, Dothideales, Saccotheciaceae. The record is from RefSeq and is a predicted model, not a curated record. The coding region runs from base 40 to 2877 and encodes 945 amino acids.
GCAGAAACAUACAAUCAAUCAUUCACAUCACAUAGAAAUAUGGCCGACGCACUGCAAACAAUAUUCCGCAAUUCUCUACCCCAAGAAGUGUCGGGGUUGCUGGCCGAACGACUCUCGGAGCUGGAAUCUGGAGAUUUUUUCGCCUUGCUACAAACAAAAGAUGCACAGGAAAUACUCGGACGGAGUGCAAAUUCAGAGCUUGAUCAGACCGAGCUGAAAGACUGCGCGACAUGGAAUGAAUUCAUUUCUAUCCGUCUAAGUAAGGUUCUCGGUGCAAAUCAGGAGGAUGCACGAUAUAAGCAAGGUCUCUUCUUUAUCAUUGGAUAUGCCGCUCUGCUCGCUUUCCUACAGUCAAAUGCUACUGGCCCGCCACUUCCAUUCACGCCUUCAAAGACUGUACUGCCAAAAGAUGUGGCUGAGGAUAAGCAAAAAGUCACUGCUUUGCGUCAACAACUGAUUGCUGGCCUUGCGGUUGACGGUAUCGCGGCAUACAGAUUGACACCGAACAUUGAGCUUCUUUGUCUGGCGAAAGUCAUUCUCGGUAACUCGGACAUUCUUGAGAAUAUCCCCGUGUCGAGAUGGGCUAGACUGAGGGUGACGUUCAUGCAUCAAAGGCUGUUGUCCGAGGACUGUGGAACAUUACAGGACAAGAUCUUCGCAGACGUCGAUGCAGUACAGGAGCGUUUCUUUGAUGUUUCACCAAAAGGCAAGUCAGCGGCUGGAAAUGACGAUGCCAAGAUUGAGUUCUUGCUUGAGCGUGCUAGUAUUGAGACUUUCUACGGUCUGGACAAGAAAGCAAGGACUGAUCUCGAUGAGGCGGCGCUUGAGCAGAACUUCCAAUUCGCGUUGACCGGUAUUCUGGGAAGGAGGACAAAGUUUCAGCAGCACGAUGUUAGUCAGUUGGUCGUGCUUGCUAGGAGUGCACGUAGCGCAGAGGAUACCAAUGAUGUAACAGAAGUUCAACAAACGGAAGGCGCGACCACUGGCCCCAAGAACCUGGAUCUGAACGACGACACACUGUUGGAAAACAUUUCAUUCACAGAAAAGCCGACCCUCAAUUUGGAUGUGCAAACCAAGGAGUCUUUGCCACCAGCAUUGGCAGAGUUAGAUCCUUCGAACCAGCCAAAGUUAUCACCACUGGACUCGAUUAUUUUGCUUGCUCUGGCUUCUUCCAUUACAAAUACAUCUCCAGCAGAUGGCCUCACCAGAGAAGAGACACUACCCUAUGCCACUCGAGUGCUGGAGGGCGGUAGCUCGAAUUGGCAAGUCUACACACAAGGCUUGCUCGUUCGUAGCAGGAUGGAAGGCUACAGAUCAAGAACCAUCGAGCGUGGUUUGUUGCAAUUGCAAGCAGUCGUUGAUCAGGUCAUCGCCGACACUACCGAGGCACCUGCAGACAGCAACACAGAUGUGACGGCAACUAGCUUCUUACGCAAGGGUGAGAGUGAAGACUCGGCCCCUGCUUCGGAGAGACUGCGAUACAUUUUCCAGAUUGCUGCACCGACCAGGUGGGAGCUCGAGGGCGAACUGGCACAGAGAUGGGUCACUCUGGGAGGUCUACGCUCAGCACUUGACAUCUACAUCCGCCUGGAGAUGUGGGCAGAAGCCGCUCUCUGUUAUGCCGCAACCGAGAAGGAGGAAACAGCAAAGAAGAUGGUCCGCCGCCAAAUCUUCCAUGCCACUAACAACGGCGACGAUGAAAGUGCUGGCGAUGAAGAGACUUGGGAGGGUCCUGAGAGACAACCGGCACCAGCUGAUGCAGCACGUCUUUACUGCAUUCUUGGUGACCUUGAUCAAGAUGCUUCCAUGUAUGAGAAGGCAUGGGAGGUUUCAGGUCAGCGUUAUGCUCGUGCUCAGCGCUCGUUGGGUCGCAUGUACAUUGGCCAGCGUGACAUGAUCAAGGCUGCGGAUGCAUAUGCUAAGAGUCUGAGGGCCAACCAGCUCAACCACUCUUCCUGGUUUGCCAUGGGUUGCUGUCUGUUGGAGCUUUCCCAAUUCGAGAAGGCUGCCGAAGCCUUCUCCCGCACAGUGCAGCUCGAGGAGACUGAUGCAGAAGCAUGGAGUAAUCUGGCUGCUGCGCUCCUCAAGAACCAGGCCCCGACCGCCGAUGAUGAACAAGGUGCUCCCACCGUUGAGCUCGCAGAAGACGAAGACGAGUCUAUGGCUCCUCAAGCAAAGAAGCCUGAUCCCCAGCAGAACAAGAAGGACGCCCUCAAGGCACUCAAGCGCGCUGCAACACUCAAACACGACAGCCAUCGUAUCUGGGAGAACCUUCUCAUCGUCGCUGCUUCCCUCUCACCGCCAGACUACGACACAGUACUGACUGCUCAACGCCACAUGAUCGACUUGCGCUCAAAGACAAACGGCGAAACCUGCAUCGACGUAGAGAUAAUGGCCCACAUGAUCCGUCACGUCAUCGCCUUGAACGACGAAUAUGACCCCAACAAGCCAGGCUUCGAACGCUUGUUGGUCGAAAUGUUUGACAAGAAAAUCGUCCCUCUCAUCACUUCCUCCCGCGAGCUGUGGCAGUUAUACGCCAAACUAUGUCUCUGGCGCAAGAAGCCCGCCACAGCACUCGACGCCAACGAAAAAGCCUGGAGAGCAGUAACCAGCCAAGCCGGCUGGGAGACUGAGAGCGAAUCACGCUGGAAUGUCAUCGUGGAUGCAACAGUAGAUUUGUGCGAUGCCUAUGAGAGUUUGGGACAGAUGGAAAAGACCGAAGGCAUGGCUGCUGGAAGUGGGGCUUUGGUUGCAAAGGAUUGGAAGUUCAAGGCUAGGAGUGCUGUUAGAUCUAUUAUGGGUAAAGGUAAGGAUUGUUGGGAGGAUACUGAUGGGUGGGAGAGAUUGAAGGAUGCACUUGACGGUCUGCGUGGAUAGAUGCUUAAACUUUUACUGUAUAAAAACUGUAUGACAUGUUUUUACAUUUCU